AUGUUAUUUCGUCAACAUCGUUCUUGCAGAGAGUCGACAUCCGAAGAUGAAUCUGCCGCCACUGUCAAGGUUAAAACGUUCUUAAUCAAAUUAUCUAAGGGCUCAUUUGGAAAUUUAUCAUCGAAAGAAUGGGUAACUGUUGUUAUGCUGGCUCUAGCAAAUCUCUGCUCAACUGUAGCGUUCAGCUGCAUUGCACCAUUUUAUCCUGAUGAGAUGACAGUUAUCGGUUCUAAAAACAUGUUCCUUUUGGGUUUAACUAUCACUGGAAUAACGGCUAUUCUUUUCGGGUUCCUAAACUUGCUGCCAUCGGGUCCAACAUUCUUCCUGGCUAGCCUUUCCAUUCGAAUAUUGGAAGCAAUAGGAGACGCUGCAUUUGUAACAUCAAGUUUUGCAAUAUCUGCUAAAUGUUUUCCAGGGAAUAUCGCCUUGAUCGUGGGACUCAUGGAAACAUUUGCUGGUCUCGGAUAUACGGCAGGUCCAGUAAUUGGAGGAUUUCUCUACGAGUUUGGAGGUUUCCAAGUGCCUUUCCUGGGACUUGGCGCCAUUCUUAUGAUCGCCGUGUUCCUUGCUUGGAUGCUUAUUGAGAACUACAAAGACGAAGAUGUUGGAGCGUCGAAAGGGAUGCUUGCAAUGCUACAUAUCCCUGUAAUUUGGAUAAUGAUCUAUGCUGUUAUUGUAUGUGCCAUAUCGCUUUCGUUUCUUGAUCCUACCCUCUCGGCUCAUCUACAAACGGUGAGAUACGGAUCUGAGUUUAUGUGAGA
Strongylus vulgaris is the source of this 761-nucleotide messenger RNA. The record is from the annotation of a GenBank genome assembly. Lineage: Eukaryota; Metazoa; Nematoda; Chromadorea; Rhabditida; Strongylidae.